AUGGUGCUGACGGCAGCAAGACUCGUGUGCACCAACCGCGAUCGCGUGAGCGAGUUGGCGCACGUAUGGGGAGCGAUGGACCAGUUCCUCGACUACUCGAACGGGUGGACAUUAGAGCGCGCGGCAGCCAAGGGAUUUAAAUUCCUGGUGCAGCGUUUGGCACUGAAGGUCAGCGCGGGAUCUCCCAACCCCAACAACAAGUUGCUGGUCAUGGACUUUGCAGCUGGCAACGGCCACUUGGACAUUCUCAAGUGGCUACAUAAUACUGAGCCACUCAACGGCUGCUCGACACGUGCCAUGGAUGACGCGGCCAAGAACGGGCACUAUGAAGUCGUCCAGUGGCUGCAUGUGAACCGGAGCGAAGGCUGCACAUCUAAAGCCAUGGACUACGCGGCUUGCAACGGCCAUUUGUCGAUGGUCCAGUGGCUUCACGAGCAUCGUACGGAGGGUAUGACCACUCGCGCGAUGGAUUUAGCGGCACAAAGUGGUCACCUGCAUGUGCUGCAAUGGCUCCAGGACAACCGCUCAGCAGGAUGCACUCCCAGUGCUGUAAAUUAUGCAGCUACGGAAGGACACCUGCACAUUGUGCGCUGGCUGUGCGACAUUCGCAAAGAAAUGUGCUCGCCGAGCGCUAUGAUAAACGCUGCGCGGCGUGGCCACUUGUCCAUUAUCAAGUACCUGAGUGCGCGGUUCCACACGUUGUUUGCAAGCGUCGGUUCUAAGAUGGUGCUCGUUGCUAUUGCAAAUGGCCAAGCAGCUGUUCUAGUGUGGCUUACGAGCGUGCUUCCAGUCAAGUCACUCAAGUGUGAAGAGGAUGCGGAGUCUUGGAUGGAUGUUGCAUCCACGUACGGCCAGGUAGAUAUACUCAAGUGGUUCCACGACCACGCGGCAGUGCUGUCAACGGGAGUUGACAAGCGUACGACUUGUACUGCAGCAGCUGUUACCAAUGCAGCUCGCAGCGGACACUAUGACGUGCUUGUUUACCUGCAUGCAAACGACCUGAUGAAUCUCACCGACGAGUCCGAUGCUACAGACGCGCUGGUUGCUGCUGUCGAAGGUGGCCACCACGACUGCACUGAGUGGCUGGUGGCGCAAUUUCGCACAGUUUAUGAGAAAGACCCGUGUACGAUGACAACAGUGAUGGAUGCUGGUGCUGCCAGCGGUCAUGUGGGCAUCCUUCAGUUGCUACGUGACAAUCCAAGUACGAGCAAGUGGCAGACUAGCUCCAAAGCGAUCGACAGAGCAGCUCGCUAUGGCUUUAUCGACGUGUUGCGUUGGCUGCACGUCAACUGCAGCACUCAAGGCGAGGAGAAUUCGAGUCCUCAGAAAGAACCAAAUCAAACCGACUCACAUUGGACGCCUAUCGCACUGGAGCUGGCUGUCACGAACGGACAUCUCCAAGUGGUUCAGUACCUAAUCGAGCACCAUCGCUUCGUUUGCAGCGGCUUUGAGGCGUUUAAUGCUGCAUGUUACAUGGACCACUUAGAGGUUGCCCAGUAUCUUUACAGCAACGUACGCAGCUUGUGCUCCGUGAAGCAAGCGCUGGAACAAGCGGAUGAAGGUGGGGCGGAAGAUACACUUACUUGGCUCCAGGGUCUUCUCAUUUGA
Peronospora matthiolae is the source of this 1608-nucleotide messenger RNA. Lineage: Eukaryota; Oomycota; Peronosporomycetes; Peronosporales; Peronosporaceae. The record is from the annotation of a GenBank genome assembly.